This is a messenger RNA of Triticum dicoccoides, 839 nucleotides long. Its product is annotated as protein MHF1 homolog. Gene Ontology annotation, biological process: resolution of meiotic recombination intermediates; replication fork processing. The transcript has 4 exons. Gene Ontology annotation, molecular function: protein heterodimerization activity; chromatin binding. The record is from RefSeq and is a predicted model, not a curated record. Gene Ontology annotation, cellular component: FANCM-MHF complex. Bases 37 to 480 code for a protein of 147 amino acids. NCBI's taxonomy places the organism in Eukaryota, Viridiplantae, Streptophyta, Magnoliopsida, Poales, Poaceae.
AAUAGCGCGGAAAACCGAAAAAUUCCUAUCCCCACCAUGGACCCAGACGUGGAAACCCUCGCCGACGACGACGCACUCGCCGGCGACGGCGGUGAGGCCGAUAGAUUCGAGGCGGAGGCGGAGGCGGAGGCGGAGGCGGAGGCCGAACUCCUUCGUGACCGCUUCAGGCUCGCUGUCAUCAACAUCGCGACUUCUGAAGGCAAGAAGGCGGGCAUGGAGGUUGCGGGUCCCGUCGUCGCCUGCAUCGCCGACUUGGCCUUCAAGAGCGCAGAGCAGCUGGCUAAGGAUGUUGAGCUGUUUGCACAGCAUGCUAGUCGUAAAUCCAUUAGGAUGGACGAUGUUAUCCUCACAGCGCAUAGGAAUGAGCAUCUUAUGGGCAAGCUGCGAACAUUUUCUCAAAACCUGAAAGGAAAAGAGCCUUGCACCGGGAAGAAGAGAAAGAAAACAUCCAAGAAGGACGAUAACAUGACCGUUAUCUGAUCUCAGAUAUUAUCCUUAUCCCUAAUUGUGCAAGAGUGUAGGCUGAAUUGACACUGCAGGAGCACCCAAAAUACCCACUAACUGGUACUCAACGCAUUUGGAGAUCGCGUGCAUGUACAAUGUUACCAGGUUUAUCGAUCACAUUUGUCGCUCUGUUUUGAAACUGUUGGUGUCAAGUGGUACUGGCAUAUUUAGAAACCUGUUGUUGCACGAAGUUUAUGUGCUGCCAUAGUCAAUGUUCCCAGGUUUGUCCGUCACAUUUGUCUCGCUGUUUCGAAACUGUUGGUGUCAAGUUGUAUUGGCAUAUCUAGAAAUCUGUUCUUGCACGAAAUUUAUGUGCUGCCAUGGCCUUCUGCUUA